Molecule: messenger RNA, 4953 nt
Organism: Lycium barbarum (goji berry)
Lineage: Eukaryota; Viridiplantae; Streptophyta; Magnoliopsida; Solanales; Solanaceae
Exons: 4
Coding region: 448-4278 (1276 amino acids)
Source: RefSeq, a predicted model, not a curated record
GUCAAAAGUAUCAUUAAUAAGAAAAUCAGGGAAAUGAAAUAGACAGAUAGAUAAGAAAUAAAGGGCCUUAAAUUAAGGAGAGAAGUUUUGCAAUUAUUGAAAAGUCCACAAACCCUAGCCAACCACUACCCCAAAUUCCAAUCAAUCAUCAAAUAUAGUACACUUAUACAAUAAUAAUAUCAAAAGGAAAGCACCAAGAAAAUUCACAACCAAACUCUCUUUUUUCUCACUCUUUUUUUAUUCUCCUCCAAACAAUACUCUUUUUGCUGUCCUGAGAACACAUAAAGGUUCUAUCUUUGGUGUAUAUUUUGGGUAUAUCUGUUGUUUUCCUCAGGGUGAUAAUAGAGGACUGAGAUCUAGUGUUUCAAAUGUGUUCUACGAGUUGAUUGUACUAGAGUGAUAUUUUCUGGAGAUAAAAAAGCUUUAGCUUUAGCUGAUUUUGGAGUCAUGCCAGUUUCCGGGAACGAAGAGCCUGGGGUUCUUGCCCGGCAGUCUAGUAACUCUUCGUCAGGUAUCCCGCUUAAGAAGAGAUGGUACUCUAUGUUCCAGCCUCCUUCACCUGUCCGUGCUGAGCCAUAUUCUAUAUCUAAUGAAAUUGAAUCCAACACCAAAGAUUCUGGCUUGGGCCAAGGAUCGACCUUGAAUUCCUGUGAUAGUACAAGUAAAUCCGAUACUUCCAAGGACUCUCUUCUAGAGGUAAAAGAAGAAAGGCCUUCAGGCGCAAAAGUUGACUCUCAACCUACUAUGCUACCAUUUUUAUCCAUAUCUCCAGAAGCAAAUCCUAAUACUAGCUCCGGUCCUUCAAGAAAUGUAAACAAUCAAGUGAAACCAGCAUUGGCCGAAAAAUUAGGGAACCAGGAACGUCUAGGUACGACAAUAGUGACUGUCAAGAAGGAAGUUAUUGCCAAACAAGGGGAAGGCCACGGUAAACUUGAACUUCCAGCCAAUUCAGAGCACUUUGAACUGUCAUUAGGCCCAAAGGAACCUCGUGUUUCUUCUUUGGUUGAUCCGAGUACUGAAGGGAGUGGCCUGAUGCGUGGAACUGUAAAUCCUUCAUUGCUUUCUCUGUCUUUGAACAAAGGGAAGGACAUUUCCCAGGACGGAAGUUGCAUGACUGGAUUGAACAACAAUGAUGCUGAUGAUACUGCACGCACUAAUAGAUGUAACUGGGAUCCGAGUACUGAAGGGAAUGGCCUGAUGCGUGGAACUGUAAAUCCUUCAUUGCUUUCUCUGUCUUUGAACAAGGGGAAGGACAUUUCCCAGGACGGAAGUUGCAUGACUGGGUUGAAUAACAAUGAUGCUGAUGAUACUGCACGCACUAAUAGAUGUAACUGGGAUCUGAAUACUCCCAUGGAUUCAUGGGAGGGUUCUGGUGAUGAUGUUCCUGUUCAAGAUGCAGGUCAAGUUGAUAUGUUACCUAAGACAUCUAGUUCAUUAGAUAUAAAGCCGGCUGUUAGUUCUGCUUCUGUUAUUGGUGCUAAUGGUGAUAAAGGGAAGCAAGUUGUUCAAGCUAGUGAGCAGGAAUUUAAUUUUCCUAUCUCAAUACAUCCUAGCCCACCAUAUAAGUCCGCGGAUGUGCUUCGUCUUAGUCUUGGUAGUACUUUAAGAGGGUUGGACCCCUCAGUACUGCACUCCUCCGUACUGCAGUCAUUGGGUAAAGUGGACUCUAGCAGGGUUAGUCCAAACUCGAGUUUGCUGAAAACUCAGGCAUUGAAUAGAAACAUGAAUUCCCCCACUUGUAAAUCUGUUAAGUCAGAACCUGUUGAAGAAACCUUGGUACAAGCUAAUGAUGGAACUGCGUGUCGUCCAGCUGGAACAUUGGAGGCUAAUGUAGUAAAACCUGAAGUUCUGAGGCAGAAUAUGCAGUCUAUUGAGUUGUUAACUAAGGGCCCUCAGAAAUUAGUUGAGCAAAAACCAAUGAAAUGCGAACCACAGGAGGUUAGCCCAGAAAUAUCCAUGACAUCAGAUGUGAUUGCGCACCAAUCAGUUGGAAGGGUUUUGCAGCUUCAGGAGAGUUCGUCGUCUUCUUGUUCUUCUUCUCCUUCUUCUACACUGCCAAUGCCUUUGACCCCUCAACAGGGAUGCCCUUCUAGAUUGUCUACCUGCUCAGACUUGUCUGUGAGUGGUGGGGACUUGUCUACUCCAUCCGAGUACUCUGUUCAAACCAAUGAAGCUAAUAGAAGUAAAGAUGCUCUAGAUCAGGCAAAUGCUGAUGUUGCUGCUAAAAAUCCAAACUUUGACCUGAAAGAAUCAAAUGUAUCCAGUGAUAAAGUGGAGGCAUCUGUUUCAGAGGGCAUGGAUAUUGGAGAUCACAAGAUAUGCAAAAAUACCCAAGAACCACAUAAUUUGGUUACAAGUGGUGAGGGAUCAGCAAAUGAUGAGGAGAAGAUAAGCAUAUCAGCUGGCACAGAAGAAGAAUGUUAUGGUUCUGAUUAUGAAUCUGAUGGUCAUCAUGCUUUUGUGGGACUUGUUGACACUGCCAGUGGGUGUGGCAGAGAGGAUGAGGAAUAUGAAGACGGUGAGGUCCGAGAACCAAUGAUGCAGUCAAUUGCAGAAGACCCAAUUGCUGAGGGGAUGGAAUCAGAGAAUAAUGACUCUUCUGUCAAAAAUCAAGAAUCUCACUGCUUCAACAAUGAUGAAAAGGAUUACAGUGUACCAGUUCAUACUGAGUCUAAUGCUGACUUUGUGAAAGGAUGUGAAGACAGAGAUGACAAAAUUGAUCAUAAAGACGGUAACCUGCAGAGUCCAUUAUUAGAUAAAGAGGAAACAACUGGUGAUGAUGAUCAGAGGCUUAUUGGCGCUAUUCAACAAGGACCAGCUGGUCAAUCGGGAAUAGCAGAUAUGCAGAAGGGAUGCGAAAAGGAUGUCUUAUGUGACGGACCACCUGCUGGAAGCAGUGGGGCUGGCAGAAUUGUUGGCGAGGCUAAUAAUGAGAAUAUUGGAAGAUCUGAUAUGUCACCAACAGCCACAUCAUCUUUGCAAAAUGCUGAAACAUCUGUUAAUGCUAACUCCAGUAAAGAUUUGUCAAAUUUUGGAGGCAAGAGCCGGAUUAUCAGUUUACCUCGUGCAACCAAUGUGUCAUCUCCUAGUAGUUUCAGACCUUUUACGGGUAGGUCACUGUCUUCAAGAAGUGGAAGAGAAAGGUAUUCUGAUAUGGAGGAGGAGAAAUUCCAUCUACGAAGGAAUAGAGAUGAAACUUAUGCUGACGGUCCUAAGUUUGUGCGAGAUAGGAUUCAGGACCGGUCAUUUGGGAGCUCAAGGGGGAAUAUUCAGGAUCGGUCAUUUGGCAGCUCAAGGGGGAACUUCAUGCGGGGAAGAGGGAGGGGCUCGGCCCGGUUUGACAGUUCACGUAGAGAAUGGGAUUCUGGGCGUGAUUUUGAAAGCUAUGGUGUAGCUGAUUAUCGGUUUAGACCUAAACGUAGAGCUGCUGUUGGGGAAUCUGAAAUUGAUCGUAAUGAUGGACCGGAUGGUCAUUUCGUUCGGGGUAAUACAAAGUUUAACACAAUGCAGAGAAGAGGUUUCACUCGAAUGCGGUCUAAAUCUCCCGUUAGAUCCCGUACGCGUUCCCCUGGCCCUUGGUCAUCUCCCCGGAGGAGAUUGACUGAAGGAUUUAAUGGUCUACCAGAUUCAUCUCAUCACAGGUCCCCAGCUAUGUACAGGGAAGAUAGGAUGAGGUCUUCUCCACGAACUUCUUUUACUGAAGAGAUAGUUCCUCGAAGACGUGAUUCCCCCUCGUAUACUGCUCGACGUCUGAAUGAUAUGAGGGAUGUGGACGCUGUACAGGAGCACGGUCAUCCGAGGUCUCUUUCUAGCAGAAGAAGUCCACCUGAUAGGGUAUUUACUAGAAGCAAUAGGAGACUUGAGAUUAUAGAUCGUCGGGAGAGGGCUGAUGGUGAUGAGUACUUUGAUGGGCCGAUACACACUGGUAGAUUUUCUGAGCUUCGCAGUGGUGGAGGUACUGACGAGAGAAGGAAGUAUGGUGAGAGGCGAGGAGGACCUGUUCGUUCUUUUCGUCCUUAUAACAGUGAAAAUGACAAUUUCCGUUUCCACCCAAAUGGUGGCCCUAGACCUUUUAGGUUCUAUCAAAAAGCUGAUGCAGAAUUCGUUGAAAGAAGUAAUACUAGGGAGAGAGAAUUUGAUGAUAAUAUCGAGGAUCGACCUUUACCUAGGCGAAUGAGAAAUGUCGAAGAGCAAGAAGGUGGUAAUUCUAGACAGAGUGGGCAGAUUUGGCAUGAAGAGGAAUUUGAUGUCUCAAGGUUGAAGAGAAGAAGAUUUUGACUUUAUAAACCUGGUGGAAUAUAAGCAGCUGUGCCAUGGGAAACACUGUUUCUGCAACUUUUAGUUCCUGAAAGCGAAUUCUUGUUCCUUGCUGACAGGUACGGGUAAAUAUGCUUCGUGUAACUGUGGAACAGAGUCCGACUUUUAAAUGCUUCUAGACAAAUGAAAUGUUGAAGAGAAAGAAGGGGACUCUAGACACAACAAGGGUCUGGCCUGAAGAGGAGUUGAUGUCUCAUUGAGAAGAAGCAGAUUUUGACUUAAUAUCCCAUUGAACCACGAAUCUUUGGGAAGUAUGAAUUAAUGCAGGUCUUUGCUUCAGGGAAAAGAAGUCUCGUCGCUAGUAGGCUGUCCAAGGAACGUGCUUUUACCAUUGCUGCCUGCAUUUUGUUCUUUUGGAGGAGGAAAAUACUAGUUUAAGAUGCUCUACUAUGCUGGCUUGAAUGCUAUUUUUACUAGUUUAAGUUGCUAAUAUGCAUGCUGGCUUUGUGCAAAGCUUCUGGUUUAAAUGACUGGGUUCGGUGGUUUUAACCAGCUGAUGAUGACCAGUUAGACAAACAGGUUGGUGAUGGGAAAUUGUCCAAGGUCAAUUAUGCAGGUUAAGUAUGAUAUAACAAUAACACCAUCUAUGAGAACCAAUAUCAUUGAGAUGGAUGUACAUACUACCUCAUUUGCAUC